AUGCGCGUCCGCCGGGGGCUGCUGCGGCUGCCGCGCCGCUCGCUGCUCGCCGCGCUCUUCUUCUUCUCGCUGUCGUCUUCGCUGCUCUACUUCGUCUAUGUGGCGCCGGGUAUAGUGAACACCUACCUCUUCAUGAUGCAGGCCCAAGGCAUCCUUAUCCGGGACAACAUGCGGACCAUCGGUGCGCAGGUUUACGAGCAGGUGGUACGGAGCGCCUACGCCAGGAGGAACAGCAGUGUGAAUGACUCAGAUUAUCCUCUCGACUUGAACCACAGCGAAUCCUUCCUACAGACCACGACUUUUCUUCCUGAAGACUUCACCUACUUUGCAAACCAUACCUGUCCCGAAAGGCUCCCUUCCAUGAAGGGCCCGAUAGACAUAAACAUGAGUGAGAUUGGAAUGGAUGCCAUCCAUGAACUCUUCUCUAAAGACCCAACCAUCAAGCUGGGCGGUCACUGGAAGCCGUCGGAUUGUGUGCCUCGAUGGAAGGUGGCCAUCCUUGUCCCCUUCCGGAACCGCCACGAGCACCUCCCGGUCCUGCUCCGACACCUCAUUCCCAUGCUCCAGCGCCAGCGCCUGCAGUUUGCGUUUUAUGUGGUGGAGCAAGUUGGCACCCAACCCUUUAAUCGAGCAAUGCUUUUUAAUGUGGGUUUUCAAGAAGCAAUGAAGGACCUGGACUGGGACUGCCUCAUUUUUCAUGACGUGGAUCACAUACCAGAAAGUGAUCGUAACUAUUAUGGAUGUGGACAGAUGCCAAGGCACUUUGCAACUAAACUGGAUAAGUAUAUGUAUCUGCUUCCUUAUACUGAGUUCUUUGGCGGAGUGAGCGGCUUAACAGUGGAACAGUUUCGGAAGAUCAAUGGCUUUCCUAAUGCGUUCUGGGGGUGGGGUGGAGAAGAUGACGACCUGUGGAACAGAGUCCAGAAUGCAGGCUAUUCUGUGAGUCGGCCAGAAGGUGACACAGGGAAGUACAAGUCCAUUCCUCAUCACCAUCGAGGAGAGGUCCAGUUUCUUGGAAGGUACGCUCUGCUGAGGAAGUCCAAGGAGCGGCAAGCGGUGGACGGCCUCAACAACUUGAACUACUUCGCGAACGUCACGUACGACGCCUUGUAUAAAAACAUUACCGUCAACUUGACACCCGAGCUGGCUCAGGUGACUGAGUACUGAGCGGAGGGGGGAACGGUCGUUGGCUUCCCCCACCGCCCCCAGGACAGCAGCCCAGGACGCGUCUCGGGGGGGGGGCGCUCCCCAGGGGAAGAGAACAGGAAACCCAGCGCCUCCUGAAGGAUCACAGGGUUCAAGGAAAACAAAAUGUGAACAGAGCACACGCACAAAAACGCCUUCCCCGUCCGGACCCGCCGGGGUAGAGGGAGGCGGCCGGGAACUGACCUGCCCUUUUCACAAGACCGACGUCUGUUCUGCUGCCCUCCUCCCCGGCCUCCCGCCCGGUCGUCGCCCCGUCUCAGCCACGGGCGUCCGCAACCGGAACCGGAACCGGAACCGGAACCGGAAGCGCCCCGGAGCCUCUCCCCCCGCGAGAACGGCCUGGGCAGCUUCUUGGCCUCCAGAGCAGAGAGGCAGACCCGCCGCAGGGCAGCUGUGUUUUAGGAAGAGCAAAAGGAAACUCCACACAACCAUCCUUCUACAUCUCUGGUGUCCCCUCUCUUUCUCUCUUUUUUCUAAAUUACCUGCUUUGGGUGGGGAUUGAGGGUGGAAGGGGAGGGCUUGGG
Budorcas taxicolor (takin) is the source of this 1730-nucleotide messenger RNA. It is a transcript of the gene B4GALT5, whose product is annotated as beta-1,4-galactosyltransferase 5. The record is from RefSeq and is a predicted model, not a curated record. Gene Ontology annotation, biological process: glycoprotein biosynthetic process; carbohydrate metabolic process. Lineage: Eukaryota; Metazoa; Chordata; Mammalia; Artiodactyla; Bovidae. The transcript has 9 exons. The coding region runs from base 1 to 1167 and encodes 388 amino acids. Gene Ontology annotation, molecular function: UDP-galactose:glucosylceramide beta-1,4-galactosyltransferase activity.